UGUUGUUGUAACCUGCCGACCCGCCCCUACUGGACAUUUGUGAAAAAGAGCUUCAUAGCUCAUCAGAUUCCUACUGCAGGCUAAAUAAAUUGAUUCAGAUUCUGAUUGCCGAUGCUUUUUGUAAACAAUCCCGUGGGGUGGAAUCAACUCGUUUGCAAGGGUUUCACACAAACAGUGGGGAUACUGGCCUUAUCUCUAAGAACAUGGAAUUUCCACCACUGGUCCAGAAUACGCAAGGAUGUAAACGUCUCUGUGCCUUGGCCCGCGUCUCACACUGUGCUCCCACCCCGCCUCCCUCCCCAGCUCUCGAGGUGGGGAGGGGGGGGAUCGCAUGGAGCCUCUCGUUGGACACUGCGACCCCCGCCGACCCCCGGGCUCAUGCUCCCCACCGGUGACCUCGGCACCUGCGCUGGGUGCGGCACGAAACUGCUGGUCUCGGAGAACGGUGGUGCACCGGCCUUGCAAGCCCCGCGCGUCGACGCUCGCGACCCCCCGUGGCGGCAACAUCGGAGUCGCAUGGGGUACGGGGUCCUGGAACCACCUCGACCUCCCCGAGGAGCCCUCGGCCUCUGGGAGCACGUGGCGGCCGCUGUGCCGGGCCCCGUCUCGGUCCUGCGAGAGCCUCCUCUGUGGCGAGGGGAGCGGCAGGGAGGCGGGGCAAGGAGACAGACGGCGAGGCGCUGGAAUAGUGCGGGGGAGCGCUGAUUGUGGUGUUGGUGACAGUGAAACAGGUGUUUUCGGUGGACGUGGAGGACGAGGUGGUGGUAGUGGUGAUAGUGGACGAGACAGUGGAGGUGGUGAACGUGUUAUUAGUCAUAGGAGUGGAGGAGGUGGUGAUGCCGAGGAGGAGUCGGUGAGGAGUUCUACUGCCGUGCGCAGUUCGCUCGUGAGCUGGCUCGUCCAGGAGAUCCCCUUAGAGCCAAACCCUGGUGACCCCUCCGCCCCAAGCACCAAGCAGGGCUCUCCGUACAACUCCAACCUCACCACUGCGCCGCCCAUCCCCGACAUGCACCUCCCAUUAUCGCGCGCAUCCUCCACCUCGUCGUCGUCAUCGUCAGACGAUGACGACGACGAUUAUACCGGGAUCCCCGUGGUGGCAGAGAGGCCCGCGUCAGCUUCAGGGCCCAGGGUUGGAGGGAAGAGGGCGGCCCUGGGGCGUCUGGUGAACGGGGUCCUGGGGGCCCUGGUUUCCCCCGAGCGCCUCCUCCGCCACAGGGUCAGGGUCCUGAUGCGGGACCCGGCCACACGGCUCGGGGAGCUGGCGUGCUGCUUCAGGGCCCGCGUGGGGCAGGAGGUCGCCGCGGUGGAGGCGACGAGGGCAGCGGCCACGCCGAGCAGAGCCAGCGAGGACGAGCAGAGGGGUGAGGAGCGUGGGGACGAGGGAGAUGGCGAGGUGGAGGCGGCUGAGGAGAAGGAGGGAGAGACAAGCCCCACCUUCUUGCAGGAGCUGGGCGCCGCGCUCGCCGACAUCCGGGAGGAAAUGUCGGCGUCGCGGGAGCUGGAAUUCGGAGUCUUGCAGCUACUACCGGAGGAGAGCCGAGAGUCGGCACUCGAGUCGUGCCUGGCCGCCUGCCUGCUGCGCCCGCUUCACGGCGCCAUCGUCGCCUGCCUGGAGGCCCGGCGAGGUCUCGACGGCUCAGCUUCCCGGUUGGCCCGGGGCCUCCGGGCGGCACGCGGGGGGCCAUGCCCCUGCAUGUGGUGCGGUGGGGAGCGGCCCCUGCCCCCCCCCAGCGUAGAGGGAGUGAGGAGGACGCUGGCGGCGAUGGGGCGAGCGUACGCGCCGUACGGCAAGGUGGCACGUCUGCUUGCGGCCUGCAGGCUCGUGUACGAUGCCAUGGGCACGGCCACCAGCCGGGGGGAGGCGCUGGGCGCCGACGACUUUGUGCCGGCGUUGGUGCAUGUGGUGUCACGCGUGGAGCUGCCGUCACUCAUCGUGCACGUGCUCUACGCCAUGGAGAUGAUGAAUCCGCUCGCCCUACACGGAGAGGGAGGCUACUACCUGACUACGCUCUACGGGGUCCUCUUCAUGCUGGAGCGGGAGCAGAGCGGUGGCCGCUGCGAGCGGCGGGGCCUCAGCCGCCGGGCCCAGCGCUCGCUGCACAGCUGGGAGCGCCGGCGCACCGCCAGGCUGGUGCGCCGCUGAUGGGGCCCCACUGGCCGUCAUGGUGCGGGGCGGGGGGCACCCCCGCUCACAAUCGCGACAAUAACCGGUGUCUAUUAUUUAUGCAAUAAAACGUCAAGACAGUCUCGCGUCUUGGUCUUGUU
This is a messenger RNA of Petromyzon marinus (sea lamprey), 2265 nucleotides long. NCBI's taxonomy places the organism in Eukaryota, Metazoa, Chordata, Hyperoartia, Petromyzontiformes, Petromyzontidae. The record is from RefSeq and is a predicted model, not a curated record.